CACAGUUUCACAUAGAUUAGCCUUGAAGACUUAUCUCAAGACAGAAAGAGCGAUGCAAAAUAACGCGAGGGUGAAAACAGCUUAUUGACAAGUGCCAGAUGUUUCUCAAUCAAUCAGCCUUGCUGGCACUUACCUAUAUAGUUCUAGAAAUUCAUUCUAAUUUAGCUAAGAACAGUGUUGGGCUUGGAGGGAGAUCAAAGGAGACAGUUAAUGGAAAGUGGGACAAAUUAAGUAGCGAUAUGUCUGAAUACUCAUGGAUCUGGAGCUACAAAAAAUGGACAAUACUGGAGAAGGGCGAGUUUAUGUUACAUUUUGUUAUUCAUCGCUAAUUCAUAAUUUUUAUAAUUGUGCUGCAUCAUAUUUUUCAUCAUAAGAUUACAACCUUUUCUAUGUUCAUUAUUCUGUUGUAUCCCUCUUUUCAUUAGAUAGAUUCAAAAAAGUUG
Molecule: messenger RNA, 443 nt
Organism: Acanthoscelides obtectus
Lineage: Eukaryota; Metazoa; Arthropoda; Insecta; Coleoptera; Chrysomelidae
Source: the annotation of a GenBank genome assembly